GUCACUUCUCUGUUUACAUUUCCUCUUCCUCUUUAUUCAUUUCGCCUCCGGAAGACCAGUCAACCCAGAAUCCUCCAUUCAGAAGACAACGCGGUUUUCGAGUCAUUACAGUCAAAAGACAACCUUGGAACGAGCAAAGAAGCCAGCACGGAGCUGCGGAAGUCCAAAUCUUUAGCCCACCCCCGAACCCACCAAAAGAGAAUUCGCCCUUUUCGACCACUCUGAGAGAUUCCUCCAUGGGAUUUAACACCCCAAUCUGUCAUUCCCGUCAUACCCAUCAUCAGCAUCAUCGUUUCUUGCGUCAAUGAAAGAUCCUGACUCGAUGGAAAGCCUGAGCUUGAGCCCGGAUGAUGCCUUGACCGCCACCCUCUUCAACUCUGUUCAGGCUCUGGGCAGGGGAUUUGAUGUCACUUCUGAUAUCAGGCUCCUUUAUUGCAAGGGUGCUCCGGGGUCCAGGCUUGUGGUCCUUGACGAUGAUCGUGUGAGGGAUCUUGUGGUGUCCGAUGGUGUUGUCCUGCCUAGUGUGUCCGCUGAUAUUGAGUGCUCGCGAGGGAGAGGGAAGAUUGAGAGGUCUAGUGUCUGUAGCUUCCAUGAGAUGGCCGAAUAUUUUAAUGACCAAUCAGGUAUAUCAGGAUCAACACCACUUGGAAGCUUCAAUGCCAUGUUCAAUUUUACCGGCUCUUGGCAAGUUGAUGCAGCAUCUACAAAGUCACUUUCCAUGGUUGGGUACUUCAUUCCCUUGUUUAAGGUUGAAUUGACAAAGCUUGAGUUGGUUUUACGGGAGGAAAUCAAGCGCGCUGUUCCCUACUCAUGGGAUCCUGCUUCUCUGGCUAGCUUUAUCGAGAACUUUGGUACCCAUAUUGUUACUUCUGCAACUGUCGGUGGAAGAGAUGUAGUUUAUAUCAGGCAGCAUCAAUCAUCUUCUUUGUCAACAUCAGACAUUGAAAGUUAUGUAAAAGACAUUGAGAUUCAUCGGUUUCAAGAAUCCAGGAAUCAACCAAAUGCAGGCCUCCCAAAAUACAAAGACAAGGAUGUCACAGUAAUCUUUAGGAGGCGAGGCGGUGACGAUCUUGAGCAGAAUCAGGCUAAGUGGGCCGACACUGUAAGAUUAGCACCAGACGUGAUUAACAUGACAUUUACACCCAUUGUUAAACUUCUCGAAGGAGUGCCUGGUAUAAAGCACUUGGCCCGUGCUAUAGACUUAUAUUUGGAAUAUAAACCUCCGAUCGAGGAUCUACAGUAUUUUUUGGAUUUUCAAAUUGCUAGUGUCUGGGCUCCGGAACAGAAGAAUCUUCAAAGGAAAGAGCCUGUCUGUUCAUCCCUCCAGUUCAGCUUGAUGGGUCCCAAGCUAUACAUUAGUCCAGAUCAGGUGACUGUUGGUCGUAAGCCUGUGACAGGGUUGAGACUUGCAAUUGAGGGGAGCAAGCAAAAUCGGCUCGCUAUCCAUUUGCAACACCUGGUUUCUCUUCCCAAAGUUCUCCAACCCCAUUGGGACACGCACAUGGCUAUUGGUGCUCCCAAGUGGCAAGGCCCCGAGGAGCAGGACAGCCGUUGGUUCGAGCCGAUCAAGUGGAAGAACUUUUCCCAUGUCAGCACCGCUCCAAUAGAGCACACCGAGACCAGCAUUGGCGAUCUCUCGGGGGUCCACAUCGUCACGGGGGCUCAGCUCGGUGUUUGGGACUUUGGGUCCAAGAACGUACUGCACCUUAAACUCCUCUUUUCCAAGGUCCCAGGUUGUACGAUAAGGCGGUCUGUAUGGGAUCACAACCCCGCGAAUGCAUCUUUGCCAAAGAAUGACGGUGCUUCCUCAUCAGCAUCUAAAGAUAAGACGACCAGUGACAAAAAGGAAGACAGUUCAAAUAAACCCGGAAAACUGGUGAAGAUUGUGGACAUGAUGGAAAUGUCCAAGGGCCCGCAAGAUAUUCCCGGUCAUUGGUUGGUUACGGGGGCAAAACUAGGAGUUGAUAAGGGAAAGAUCCUCUUACGCAUAAAGUACUCGCUGUUGAACUACUGAUUCAUCGUGUAUUACCCGGUAGGUUGAAUUUUCUGUUUUUUGGGUGGUGUUUAGCGUAGAAAAAUGCAUUCUUUGCACAGGUGAUCACCUUGAAUUGUUCUGUACAUUCUUCUUUUGUAUGCCCUCUUUAAGGUCAUCUAUUGAUGAUGCAGAAUUAUUGACAAUUUGUUUUGGUUAUUCACAAAUCAACUUAGUGGCUGCUGGAUAA
Rhodamnia argentea is the source of this 2222-nucleotide messenger RNA. RefSeq names its product MACPF domain-containing protein CAD1. The record is from RefSeq and is a predicted model, not a curated record. The transcript is spliced from 6 exons. NCBI's taxonomy places the organism in Eukaryota, Viridiplantae, Streptophyta, Magnoliopsida, Myrtales, Myrtaceae. The coding region runs from base 305 to 2014 and encodes 569 amino acids. Gene Ontology annotation, cellular component: plasma membrane. Gene Ontology annotation, biological process: regulation of salicylic acid mediated signaling pathway; plant-type hypersensitive response.